AUGACGGACAAACUUCCUCCCAAUCUCCUUGCUCUGUUCCAACCCCGACCUCCCCUCCGCUACAUUCCCCCUCAAGACACCGCGCCGGACGAGAAAGCCCUCAAGCAAUCACAGCUAUCUGGCAUAGCCGCGUAUCUUCCGCAGCUAGAGGAGUACAAGGCGACCGACGUGUAUGAAGCAACCGAGUCUUGGCUGCAACAGCGCGAUCGCAAGAGACUCGAGAAGAAGUUGCGCCAGCAAGAGAUUGAGCAACCCGAUUUUCAGGGCUACAGACCAAACGAUGACCCCAAGAUUAAAGGUGAUGCGGUCAAGACACUGUUUGUGGGCCGUUUGAGUUACGACGUGAAAGAAGCAGACUUGGAGCGUGAGUUUGGCAGGUUUGGUCCGAUCGAGAGGAUCAGGAUCGUCAAGGAUGAGACAACACCCAAACCCAAAAAGCCACAUAGAGGUUACGCCUUCAUUGUCUAUGAGAGAGAAAAGGAUAUGAGAGGUACUUUCUUCUAUGCAAACCCCUCUGCCCGAGACCCUUCACUCCAAGCCAAAGAUCCAGUGGUAAGAUGUCAUGGUACUGACCUCGAACUUCCUUACAAUUUAACAGCUGCGUACAAAGAAACAGACGGCCUACGGAUUAAGGACAGAAGAGUCGUUGUCGAUGUUGAACGUGGCCGUAUGGUCCCAGGUUGGAGACCGAGAAGAUUCGGCGGAGGUCUUGGUGGACGAGGAUAUACCAAGCAAGCUCCUGCAAAGCCUACAUUCGGACCCCCGGGUGGGUAUGGCGGCGGAUUCAGAGGGGGCUUUGGCGGUCGUGGUGGAGGCUUCCGCGGUGGGUUUCGUGGCGACCGAGGAGGCUUUGGUGGGCGAGGUGGUAUUGGCUACCAGGGCGGAGGAGGCUUCGGCGGACGACAAGGCUACCAGAAUGGACCUCCUCCUCCCAACGCGCCCAGCGGACCCGGUGGGAGAGGUGGUUAUGGCGGAGGCUAUGACGAUCGACGGAAUGGGUAUGGUGGAGGAAGGGAUCAACGCGGCGCGACUGGCAGCAAUACCGACCCCCUCGGAGGACGAGAUCGUGGAUAUGACAACCGAGACCGAGACCGUGACCGAGAUCGAGACCGAGAAAGAGACCGCGAUCGAGACCGAGACCGUGAUCGAUACGGAAGCAGCAGACGUGAAGACGACUACGGCUCGAGAAAACGAUACCACGAAAGUGACGGGUACGAUGAUCCCAGACAACGCAGAAGGUAUUGA
Molecule: messenger RNA, 1245 nt
Organism: Fonsecaea multimorphosa CBS 102226
Lineage: Eukaryota; Fungi; Ascomycota; Eurotiomycetes; Chaetothyriales; Herpotrichiellaceae
Exons: 1
Coding region: 1-1245 (414 amino acids)
Biological process (GO): mRNA splicing, via spliceosome
Cellular component (GO): precatalytic spliceosome; U1 snRNP; U2-type prespliceosome
Molecular function (GO): mRNA binding; U1 snRNA binding
Source: RefSeq, a predicted model, not a curated record